Ictalurus furcatus (blue catfish) is the source of this 7094-nucleotide messenger RNA. RefSeq lists its product as uncharacterized. The coding region runs from base 2255 to 6910 and encodes 1551 amino acids. The record is from RefSeq and is a predicted model, not a curated record. The transcript is spliced from 17 exons. Gene Ontology annotation, molecular function: zinc ion binding; protein binding. Lineage: Eukaryota; Metazoa; Chordata; Actinopteri; Siluriformes; Ictaluridae.
UAGAGCGUACCGUAUUGGCCCCGUGUCCUCGGAGGAGCAGCGAGAGAAUCAGAGGUCCAGAGUGAUGAUUGUGCGGUUUCACUACUUUCCCGACAGAGAAAAAGUUGUUCGACGCGGGAAUUGGAAUCAACUUUUCCAUCAGGGAUGUAAGGUCUUCAUCGUUCCUGACUUCAGCUCCAGCGUCGCUAAGAGGAGGGUGGCCUUCGCUGCGGUGAGAAACAGCUUGCUUGAGAGAAAUGUGCGGUCUUCUCUCAGAUACCCUGCUCGCCUUCGGAUAGACCUCGGUGAUGAGAAGCUGCAAUUCGACUGUCCCCAAAAAGCGCAACGAUGGUUUAAUGAACGGUUUCCUCCAUCUUAAGCUGUCUACAUGACAGCUAACCGAUUUAUUAAUACCUAUAAUGUGACUGUAAAAUGCGCGGGUGUGGACAGCUAUAUCAGUUUCCAUGUAAAUCUAUAGGUUGCCUGAGAUACAUGGUAAUUGUGGUACCUUUUAUGCUCGGGAGUGAUUUCACACAACAAGAAUAGGUAUGGUUUACAAGUUCUGGAUGUUCCAGUGUUGUAGGGCUCUGCCUCCAUUGUUUGGGAAUGGAGAUGUUCAGAGCAGGGUGGGGGAGGGUGGGGUGGGAGGUGGGGAGGGGUGGGAUGUGGUGGUGUUGUGUGGGGUUUUUUUUUUUUUUGUGCUUUUUUUGCUUUUGCCUUUAUUUUCUUUUUUAAUUGUUGUUUUUUUUCCUUCGUUGGGGUUUUGUUUUUGUUUUUUUCCCCCCUAUUGAUAUCAACCUCUCUGUACUCCAUUCUGUAUUAAUCUAAAUUGAUGGAAAAUACCCGAAGCUCGUUCAGAUUCCUAAGUUGUGAUGUGAAAGGUCUGAACGGUCCCAUUAAAAGAUCCAAGAUUUUGACACAUCUAAAACUACAAAAACCUGACGUUGCGUUUCUUCGGGAAACUCAUCUCCGUCUCAGGGAUCAAUGUAGACUCCAAGUUCGCUGGACAUCGCAUAUGUUCCACUCCAAUUUUGAUUCCAGGUCCAGGGGAGUUUCUAUCCUGAUAAGUAAGACUGUGCCCUUUUCCUUUGAUAACGUUAUUUCUGAUGUAAAUGGUAGAUAUGUGAUUGUGGAAGGGAAAAUUUUAUGAACGUUAGUAGUUUUGGUGAAUGUAUAUGCCCCGAAUUUUGAUAACGCUCCUUUUGCUCAGAAUUUGUUGUCAAAGAUUCCUACUUUGAACACACAUUCUUGAUAUUUGGGGGAGAUUUAAACUGUGUUAUUGACCCGGUUUUGGACAAAUCUAGCGCUGUUGCAAAGGCUCCCUCUACAAUGGCAAAGGUAUUGUCUGAGUUUAUGGUUCAGAAUGGUUACAUUGAUCCGUGGAGGUAUUUUAACCCACAAUGAGAAAAUAUUCUUUUUUUUCUCACGUACAUAAAUCUUUUUCUCGCAUUGAUUACUUUUUUAUUAAUAACUCUCUAAUUUCUCAGGUUGUAAACUCUGAAUAUCUACCAAUUGUUAUUUCAGACCACGCUCCUCUAAGUCUUGACAUUCUUCUACCUUCACAUCGUGCCUUUCGCCCACCAUGGAGGCUUCAUUCUCUACUUUUAUCCGAUUCAGCAUUUUGCAAGUAUAUUUCUACUUCGAUAGAUGAUUUCCUUCUUACUAAUCGAACUGAUUCAAUCUCUUACUCUUUACUUUGGGAAACUCUAAAGGCCUACUUAAGGGGACAGAUAAUCUCUUAUUCUGCUCAUGCCAAUAAGCAACACAAUCCAUUUUUUAAAAAAAAAUAAAUAAACAUAAUGUAUUGUGUUACUGUGUUUGUAAUUCUUUAUAUGAUCUGUCUACUGACUGCAUCCUUUACAGCAAUACAUCAACUGCAUGAUAUUAUUAAAUGAUUAUGUUUUUCCUCAAAUGGGUUUCCAGUGAAGGUUUUAUUUUAUUCUGUUUUUUAUUAUUAUUCAUGAACCAGGUUUAAUAAUGUCCUUAACAAGAGACGACUAUAGCUACCGGUUUAGCAUUACACAGACUGCAUGUCUAUAUCAUGACACGUUCAGCUCAAAAACAUUGUUUGUGUCAGUAAUACAGUUUCACAAAAUACAGAGUAAAUUCUAUUACAGACAUUAAAUACCCAAACCAAAUCUCUCUCUGUCUGUCUUUACUGUCAUUACUGAUAAAAUAAAGUGUGUUGGUUAGAGUAGGAGUUCUGAAACACACAGAAAUCAGUCUGAGAGUGUUUAGUCUUUAAUAUAAUGAUGGACUGAAUCUGAAGGAAGAAAUGGUUAACAGAGGAGUGUUUAUAAUCUCUCUGUCUUUGUGCUCCUCCUCCAAAACCACCUCCUCAUACACACAGAGAACCAGGAAGUUCAUUUCAAAGGAAACGAAACUCAGAGUUCAGUGCAGUCUCUCUCUCUCUCUCUCUCUCUCUCUCUCUCUCUCUCUCUCUCUCUCUCUCUCUCUCUCUCUCUGUGAGUUCAGGAAAAUGGCCGAGGCCAGUAUUUCAGUAGAUCAGGAUCAGUUCAUUUGUCCAGUUUGUCUGGAUCUACUGAAGGAUCCGGUGACGAUCCCCUGUGGUCACAGUUACUGUAAGGUGUGUAUUAAUGACUGCUGGGAUCAGGAAGAGAAGAGCGGAGUGUAUCGCUGUCCUCAGUGCAGAGACACUUUCACUCCAAGGCCUGUUCUACACAGAAACAACAUGCUGGCUGAAGUGGUGGAGAAACUGAAGAAGACUGAAGUCCAAGCUGCUUCUCAUGCUCACUGUUACGCUGGACCUGGAGAUGUGGAGUGUGAUUUCUGCACCGGGAGAAAACACAAAGCCGUCAAGUCCUGUCUGAUGUGUCUGGCCUCCUUUUGUGAAACUCAUCUGAAACCUCACUAUGAAGUUCCUGGUUUGAAAAAGCACAAGUUAGUCGAAGCUUCUGGAAAUCUACAAGAGAAGAUCUGCUCUGAGCAUGAUAAAGUGCUGGAGAUCUACUGUCGUACUGACCAAAGCUUCAUCUGUUAUCUGUGUAUGACGGAUGAACACAAAAGCCACGACACCGUCUCAGUUAAAGCGUACAGAACUGAAAAACAGAGAGAGUUAAAGGAGGAGCAGAUGAAAUCCCAGCAGAGAAUCCAGGAGAAGCAGAAGAAGGUGCAGGAGCUGAAACAGACUGUGAACACUAUAAAGCUCAGUGCACAGACAGCAGUGGAGGACAGUGAGAGGAUCUUUACUGAGAUGAUCAGCUCCAUGGAGAAAAGGCGCUCGGAGGUGACGGAGCUGAUCAGAGCUCAGGAGAAGGCUGAACUGAGUCGAGCUGAACGACUCCUGGAGCAACUGGAGCAGGAGAUCGCUGAUCUUCAGAGGAGAGUCACUGAGCUGGAGCAGCUUUCACACACACACGAUCACCUCCACUUCCUCCAGGAAAUAAAGGUUUUAGUCUCCGGCCAUCGCUCGCCCGAAUUUACUAGACCAUGUUUUCAGUCUGAUCUCCGUGAGGACUCACGCAGCAUCACUGUCAAUCAACAUCUCUCAUUUGAUGGAGUGAGGAAAUCUCUCUCUGCUCUGAAAAAGAGACUUGAGGAAUUCUGCCAGGAGGAAUUCAUCAGAAUCCCUGAACAUGCUGCAGCAGUUCAGAUCAUUUUACCCCCAGAACCAAAGAGCAGACAAGAUUUUCUGCAGUAUUUCUGUGAUCUGACUCUGGAUCCCAACACAGUAAAUUAUAACCUCAUUCUGUCUGAGAGGAACAGAGCGGUGACACGCAGUGAGAGAAAUCAGCAGUACUCUGAUCAUCCAGAGAGAUUUGACUCCUAUCAGGUGUUGAGUAAGGAGAGUGUGUGUGGACGCUGUAACUGGGAGGUGGAGUGGAACGGUGCUGUGUACAUAUCAGUCUCAUAUAAAGACAUCAGCAGGAAAGGGCAGGGUAAUGAGCGUUGGUUUGGACGCAACAAUCAGUCCUGGAGUCUGCGGUGUUCUUCUUCUUCUCUCUCUUUCUAUCACAACAACAUUAACACUGAUCUCAGAGUUCCAUCAUCCUCCAGAAUAGGAGUGUAUGUGGAUCACAGUGCAGGAACUCUGUCCUUCUACAGCGUCUCUGACACGAUGAAGCUCCUCCACAGAGUCCACACCACAUUCACUCAGCCUCUAUACGCUGGAUUCUGGCUCUGCUGGAAUUUUAUCUCUAAUUCAGGAACAGCUGUGAGGUUGUGUGAUCCAACAAAGAAAAUGGCCGAGGCGAGUAUUUCAGUAGAUCAGGAUCAGUUCAGCUGUCCAGUUUGUCUGGAUCUACUGAAGGAUCCGGUGACGAUCCCCUGUGGUCAAAGUUUCUGUAAGGUGUGUAUUAAUGACUGCUGGGAUCAGGAAGAUGAGAGCGGAGUGUAUCGCUGUCCUCAGUGCAGAGACACUUUCACUCCAAGGCCUGUUCUACGCAGAAACAACAUGCUGGCUGAAGUGGUCUCACCCAGCAUCACUGUCAAUCAACAUCUCUCAUUUGAUGGAGUGAGGAAAUCUCUCUAUGAUCUGAAAAAGAGACUCGAGGAAUUCUGCCAGAAGGAAUUCAUCAAAAUCCCUGAACAUGGCUUUCAGCCCUCCUCCAUUCCUUGUACUCUGGAACAAGAAAAAUUGCACCAACUGUGUCCAGAGUUUGGGAGUCCAGAGAACGCCCCCAACCUGGAUGAGUGUUUGGGGAAGGCCUGCCUCAUAGAUAAACCUGAGUUGCCUUUCACCACCUAUUAUGAGCAGACAAACUGGGUGACCUCCCCCCCAAAGCUCCUGCCUAAGACCCACCAUGUGGUCUCAGCAGCCGAGCUUCAGCCGGAAGUCAACGUGGAACCUCUUCCCCAGUGCUCCAACCUGAGACCCACGAGAGCCCACCAAGUUCCACCCACGCCCAAGUCUGCUGACAGGGCCCAUCAAGUUCCACUCACGCCCAAGUCUGCUGACAGGGCCCACCAAGUUCCGCUCAUGCCCGAGUCUGCUGAUACGGCCAACCAAGCUAUGCUCAUGCUCAAGACUGAUGACCCAGGGGAAACAGCCCCAGGCUCAUGUCUGCUCCUCAGCUCCUCAAGAAACCUGCUACUGGAAGAAAUGGUUAAUAGAGGAGUGUUUAUAACCUCUCUGUCUUUGUGCUCCUCCUCCAAAACCACCUCCUCAUACACACAAAGAACCAGGAAGUUCAUUUCAAAGGAAACAAAACUGAGUUCAAUGCAGUCUCACUUUCUCUCUGCAUUUGAGUGCAGGAAAAUGGCUCAGGCCAGUAUUUCAGUAGAUCAGGAAGAGUUCAUCUGUCCAGUUUGUCUGGAUCUACUGAAGGAUCCGGUGGCGAUCCCCUGUGGUCACAGUUUCUGUAAGGUGUGUAUUAAUGACUACUGGGAUCAGGAAGAUGAGAACGGAGUGUAUCGCUGUCCUCAGUGCAGAGACACUUUCACCCCAAGGCCUGUUCUACGCAGAAACAACAUGCUGGCUGAAGUGGUGGAGAAACUGAAGAAGAAGACUGAAAUCCAAGCUGGUUCUCCUGCUCACUGUUACGUUGGACCUUUAGAUGUGGAGUGUGAUUUCUGCACCGGGAGAAAACGCAAAGCCAUCAAGUCCUGUCUGAUGUGUCUGGCCUCCUUUUGUGAAACUCAUCUGAAACCUCACUAUGAAGUUCCUGGUUUGAAAAAGCACAAGUUAGUCGAAGCUUCUGGAAAUCUACAAGAGAAGAUCUGCUCUGAGCAUGAUAAAGUGCUGGAGAUCUACUGUCGUACUGACCAAAGCUUCAUCUGUUAUCUGUGUAUGACGGAUGAACACAAAAGCCACGACACCGUCUCAGUUAAAGCGUACAGAACUGAAAAACAGAGAGAGUUAAAGGAGGAGCAGAUGAAAUCCCAGCAGAGAAUCCAGGAGAAGCAGAAGAAGGUGCAGGAGCUGAAACAGGCUGUGAACACUAUAAAGCUCAGUGCACAGACAGCAGUGGAGGACAGUGAGAUCAUCUUUACUGAGAUGAUCAGCUCCAUGGAGAAAAUGCACUCAGAGGUGACGGAGCUGAUCAGAGCUCAGGAGAAGGCUGAACUGAGUCGAGCCGAACGACUACUGGAGCAACUGAAGCAGGAGAUCGCUGAUCUUCAGAGGAGAGUCACUGAGAUUGAGCAGCUUCCACACACACACGAUCACCUCCACUUCCUCCAGGAAAUAAAGGUUUUAGUCUCCGGCCGUCACUCUCCCGAAUUUAUUAGACCAGGUUUUCAGUCUGAUCUCCAUGAGGACUCACGCAGCAUCACUGUCAAUCAACAUCUCUCAUUUGAUGGAGUGAGGAAAUCUCUCUCUGCUCUGAAAAAGAGACUCGAGGAAUUCUGCCUCGAGGAAUUCAUCAAAAUCCCUGAACUUGCUGCAGCAGUUCAGAUCAUUUUACCCUCAGAACCAAAGAGCAGACAAGAUUUUCUGCAGUAUUUCUGUGAUCUGACUCUGGAUCCCAACACAGUAAAUUAUUACCUCAUUCUGUCUGAGAGGAACAGAGCGGUGACACGCAGUGAGAGACAGCAGCAGUACUCUGAUCAUCCAGAGAGAUUUGACUACUACUGUCAGGUGUUGAGUAAGGAGAGUGUGUGUGGACGCUGUUACUGGGAGGUGGAGUGGAGCGGUGAUGAUGUGUCCAUAUCAGUCUCAUAUAAAGACAUCAGCAGGAAAGGAUCGGGUAGUGAUUGUGUGUUUGGACACAACAAUCAGUCCUGGAGUCUGUCUUAUUCUUCUUCUUCUCUCUUUUUCUGUCACAACAACAUUGAGACUGAUCUCGGAGUUCCAUCAUCCUCCAGAAUAGGAGUGUAUGUGGAUCACAGUGCAGGAACUCUGUCCUUCUACAGCGUCUCUGACAUGAUGAAGCUCCUCCACAGAGUCCACACCACAUUCACUCAGCCUCUAUACGCUGGGUUCUGGCUCGGCUCUAGUGGAUCAACUGUGAGAUUAUGUGAUCCAGAAUAAAAUAUCAGUAAUGUGAUUUUAUUGAAUUAAAAUAAGCAAAAAUAUCAUCUUUACUCAAAUAUAGAUAUAAUACAAGUAAGUUAUUUUAUAUUUCUUAAUUGUCUUUAAUACUGUUACAGCUUCUUUAUUCUGUCCUUUAAGAGAUUUUAAUGUUAUGAUAAUGUGGCUAUUAUUGGAAAAAAAC